UUCACGUGCCAUCUCCUCCACGAAACCUUCAAUCUCCCACUUAAUCCCUUUUUCUUUAUUAUUUCCUCUCUAAUCUCUCUCUCUACCCACAGACACUGCAGCCAUGCAUCUUCUUCUUUUCAAGCACUCAUCAUGAGUUUAUCAUACCAACCUGCAAUGGCUGCUCUACUCAAAUUUCACCCUCCUAUCCAAACAACCAGAUAUUCAUGGGUUCUUUUCCUAUUAAUUGUUGGAUUUUUGUGUAAGGAAGGUGACUGUGACACUUCUGUGAAGUUAUUCAAGACACCUGAACCAAUCUCCAACGUUCACUCCCCUACAUUUGCUUUCCAGGCUGCUUCUUGCACCAACUGUACCUCUAGGUGCAAGCUGGAUGAUCUCCUGCCUUCUGAUUGUUCAUCUGGGGAAGUCUCUUACACUAAAUUGCAAGACGGAAGCCAUAGAUUUGAAGUGUGCACCAACGGGUCUCGUAACUUCCACUGUGCUGCCUAUAACUGGACCAUUGACACUGUUUCCCCCACAGCUACCCUUACAGCAUCAACAUCUUUUACAAAUGCUUUGAAUGUUUCUGUCUAUAUAUCUUUCAGUGAACCCUGUGGCGGUGGUGGUGGUGGUGGUGGUUUUAGAUGUUUGUCUGCGAAUGACUGCAGCCUUCUAGUUUAUGGUGCUGGCCAAGUAAUUCCAACCACGCUAACGACUAUCAAGCCAAAUCUUGAAUAUUCUAUUUCGGUGAAUCUGUCUUCAGCCGUUGAGUAUGGAAGGGUGGUGUUAGUAACAGAUAAAGGGUUCUGUAGAGAUGCUGCUGGAAACCAAUUUACAAGAACAGCUAGUUCCAGUUUCCUUGUUCAUUUUGACAGAAGAAAUGUGUAUGUUGAUCUGAGGACUCAUAUACCCGAACAACUACUUCAACUCGAUAACACUGUUAGAUCGGUUCAAGCAACUAACAAAUACAAGAACUUGAAGUUGUAUUUAUAUUUCACUGAACCUAUCGUCAACACUUCAGCUGAAGUCCUGAAAUCUCUCCAAGUUAGUCAAGGAUCUCUUAUUUCAGCCACCAGCAACAAUGAUAGCCUUGGAAACCGACGAUUCGGCUUUCAGCUUGUAGAUUUAUCUGAAAUUGCCAUUGUCACCGUGAGACUAGAUUCUGGAUCGGUACUAACCAGACAAGAGACCUCGGUUUCCCCCAUCUCCCCAGUUACCUUUCUUUUUGAUUCUCAACGGCCUUAUGUGAGAUUAAGCACUUGGAGCCAUAUGAGGACACAGCAGGAUCAUAUUCCAGUGACUAUAAAGUUCACGAAACCUGUUUUCGGCUUUAAUUCAUCUCAGUUGUCUAUUUCUGGAGGAAUGAUGAAAGGAUUUCGUGAAAUAAGUAAGAGUAUCUACUCACUGGAGAUUCAACCAACUGAAGAUACGGUAUUUGUCCAUGUUCCUGAAAAUGUAACUACAGAUGUAGCGGGAAACAAAAAUCUAGCAUCAAAUACGUUAAAGUUAUUGCACUAUUCUGUACCUGCUGCAUCGUUGGUGCUUUCUUGCUCUGCGACCGCUGCUUUCGUGUUGACUGCUCUAGUUGCAACCCUGCUCACUAUUUCCACUGCUUCCCUCCAGAAUUACGGAGCAUUUGCAACAUCAUCUCUCUUGCUAACUUCGAAUCCAGCAAGGAUUAUUUUUCGAAUUGUAUGCCACAUUCAAAUCUUCGCGUUAUCUGGGUGGCUAGCCGUUCCUUUGCCUAUUGAGUAUAGUGAAUUCCUGAAGGGUCUAAGAUGGAGUAUCCCGUACUUCAGACUCCCAUGGGAAAAUGGUUAUGUUAAGCCCAUUUGGCCUAUGAAUCCACACGCAUACGGUUCUAAAACCGCUGAUCUAGGAAUUCAUAAGACAGAACUUAAAGCCACAACUCUAGACAAACCUGACUCAGUAUACGGAUUGCCACUAACCGCAAUGGAGUAUAAGUCGUUUUUUGAGAGCCAAAAUGUGAUGCCUGAGGCUGAAUAUAUCGCAGAUCCAAGUGAUUCUGACGGGUGGAGAGAUUUUAAUCGGAGCAUGUUUUGGCUGGCGGUCAUCAGCGGAGGCUUAAUUAUUCUACACAUCUUGUUCCUUCUUAUACUGAAACUUCGAAAGAAAAAAGAGAAGGAAAACACUUACACGUCGGUCAUCUUUCCAAGAUUUGAGAUCUUUCUGGUAAUUCUUGCAGUACCUUGUGUUUCUGCAGCCUCAGCAGCGCUACUCAAAGGUGGAUCAGCUUCAGGGAUUGCAGUGGGAAUUCUACUAUUAGGAAUCAUAAUUUUCCUGAUACUAGCCUUGUUUCUGUUCCUAUCUAUCGGAAUCUCAUCCGGGAAGCUACUUCAAUACAAAGAAGUUCACCAUGAAGAUCAGAAAAUGCAUUGGUAUCAAGCACUGGUGAAGGUAACUUUGGGUCCAGGAAAACGAGGCCAAUGGACAUGGAUCAACACCUCCAAUUCCAAAUGGCUAACCAUUUUAGGACCCCUUUUCGAAGAUCUAAGAGGACCACCCAAAUACAUGCUCUCGCAGAUCGCUGGAGGAUUGGAUUAUAACAUGGCAAGAGGCAGCAGUAUCAUCGCAUCAGAUGAUGAAAACGAAGAUGCAGAAGCACCCUUUGUCCAAAAGGUAUUUGGGAUCCUUAGAAUCUACUACAUUUUUCUAGAAUCGAUCAAACGGGUUACUCUAGGAAUCUUGGUGGGUACUUUUUCAAGAUCGGGAUAUACCGAAACACCCACAAAGACUUUACUAUGCGUUACAUCUUUUCAAUUGUUCUUCAUGGUUCUUAAGAAGCCAUUUAUCAAGAAAAAGGUUCAAUUGGUGGAGAUAAUCUCGGUUUCGAGUCAACUUGCGAUCUUUGCGAUCUGUCUGGUUCUCUUGAGAAAGAAUCUAGACACUCGAGAUCAGACCAAGGUCGGAAUCGCCAUGCUCUGCUUGUUCUUAUUCCCGUUCACAGUACAAAUCCUGAGCGAAUGGAACGCUUUGAUCUGUCAGAUAAAACAACUUGAUCCCGAUAACAGAUCUUUUUGUUUGGGUUUGAAAAUCGCAUCAUGGGGGAUCCUUCUGCUCUUCGUCCCGAUUAGGUUGAUGAAGAACAUCAAAAGCCGAUUCCCAUUGAAGGGGCAGAGGCGUGAGGAUACUACGGCGUCGUCGGUGUCGGUUGGAAGAUUUACAAGCUCCGAUACACCGGAACGGCCAUGGAUCAAACAACUGAGGGAUUUGGCGAAGGCCAGUUUUAGCAGAGAAGAGAGUGGGAGUGGGAGCGGCAGUGGCGGUGUAACUCGGGGCGAUCCUUCGAGUAGUGGGGCGAAAUGGAGCGGGUUUUGGAACGGGAAGAGGAGUGGGAGUUCAUCGCAGGCUGUAUCCAUGGAUUCGAAGUCGCAAUCGAAACCCAAAGGGAUGUAUAAAGAUUUUGAAGCCAUUUUUGGGACGAAGUGAGUGGAUUUCAUGCAUAUCAUUUCACAAAGUUUGAUCAAUGUGAAUUAGCUUGUAAAUAUAUUUGUUGAGUUGUAGAGAAUAAGUCAACUUUAACAAAACAUUCAGAUAAAUAAUCUUUUUAUCAUUUAAAAUA
Cynara cardunculus var. scolymus (artichoke) is the source of this 3562-nucleotide messenger RNA. RefSeq lists its product as uncharacterized. The record is from RefSeq and is a predicted model, not a curated record. NCBI's taxonomy places the organism in Eukaryota, Viridiplantae, Streptophyta, Magnoliopsida, Asterales, Asteraceae. The transcript is spliced from 12 exons. The coding region runs from base 133 to 3429 and encodes 1098 amino acids.